Macrosiphum euphorbiae (potato aphid) is the source of this 513-nucleotide messenger RNA. The record is from the annotation of a GenBank genome assembly. NCBI's taxonomy places the organism in Eukaryota, Metazoa, Arthropoda, Insecta, Hemiptera, Aphididae.
AUGGAAUCAAUCGCUAUACAAUGUUUGGAAACUAAAUUAGGUCAAAAUGUUUCUUCUUGCGGUCUAAUAAUUGAUCAAUCUAUUCCAUACUUUGCUGCUUCACCAGAUGGACUGAUUGGAGAUGACUGUCUGGUCGAAAUUAAAUAUCCUUAUUCUGCUAAAGAUCAUACAACCAUCGUUGAAGCUAUAAAUGACAAAAAAAUAAAAUUUCUUAAAAUUAAUAAAAAAUCAGAUUUACCAGAAUUAAAGAGAACUCAUGAUUAUUAUUAUCAAAUUCAAGGGCAAUUGCAUAUAAGCAAAAAAAGUUAUUGUUAUUUUGUUGUAUUUUCUCAAAAUUGGAUACAAAUCGAAAAAAUUGUAUACAAUGAUGAAUUUUGGCAAAACGAAAUGUGCACUGAGUUAACAAAGUUUUAUCUAGACUGUGUGUUACCGCAAAUAGUUAUACCUCAGUAUGGCAAACGAUUACUAACUCAAGACAUAAAGGAUCCAAAAGAAAAAGAUAUUGUAUUAUGA